CAGUCUCGGAGAAAGACCCAGACAGACCCUGAUCAAAUGUCACUUUGCUACAUAUUCCCUGAAUCGAAUCAAGACAAGCCCGACAAGACACAGGUGGUCCCCAAGAGUUCCAGUUAAGAGGGUCUGUAGUCCCUCAAUUAAUUCUUCUUGACGACGUUUGGCCUCAACUCCCUUUCGCAACUUCACUUCCUCUUCACCACAACAAACACAGUGUGCGCGCGCAGCACAUCCACCGCUAAUUCCUUGGGUGUCGCGCCAAAUAACGACUUCACCUUGCACAAAUAAUGGCUUUCCCGAUCUGAGAGUCGCAUUUUAAUUAUACGCACAUAACAAACAUUACACACAUAACACAACAUUCUCGCCGUUCAUUCACUCGCAACGGUAGCUUUAUACGACUUGCGAUUCUUCCUUAUAUUGACUCUCUUACCUUCAAUCGAAACAACCUCACGACUUAUACAACUUGCAACUUUGCUUGAUCAAAGUUCAAGAUAACUCGGAAUACGACUGCUCCUUCUAUAAACGAGGGAGGCGGCGCAAUUGACGUCCUGGCGCCCCACUGUAGUGCCGAUCCUCAUUUCUCGAUAUGGCUUUCUCAGGAUUUACCUCGCCUACAGGGCUCGACAAUAGUAGUGUCACAUCCUCGACUCUGAAUAGAGCGAGGUCUCACAGCAUCUCCAGUGAUCAACCCUCUGCAAACGGGUACAGCGCGAUGCUUUCACCACCAACACUCGUUCAACCGCAGCCGCUCUUUCUUGCCAUUUCUGCGGCCUCACAGAUCGUGACAAACGACCAUGAUAGCCAUUCCGAAGCCUGGUUUGAUCAGCAUGGCCUCGAACCUUCAGGAGAGACCGCCUUGGUCAACCCAGGGGCCCUGAAGCUCGUAAACAACUUUCUCGAUCAAUUACUCUUCAACUUUCUCGCCAUCUCGAAAUCAACAUCUCUUGCUUCGCUUAGACCCGCCGUUGUCGAAACCCUAAAGCCAAAACUUGCAAAGGAGGCAAUUCACCAAGCCGACCAAGAAUUGGAGGAAUACUUGGGCGGUGGUGACGACGAAGAGCUUAUCUCAUUUCACAAUGGCAUUGAGCCGAGUGGAGACUGGGAUUUAGAGCUGGUAUGGAAACGCACACGUCUACGCUGCAUGGUGUAUUCAUCACUGGGCGAUAUGGAAGAGGAGGAUGAAGAUCACUACACAGAGCUGGAACACUUGGAUGGCCCUCCAGGAUCUACCAACAGAUACUCUAACUCGUUAGGCGUGGUCUCACCUGCAGUUGCCAUUUUCCUGACUUCAAUUCUCGAAUUUAUGGGCGAGCAGGCAUUGACCGUAGCAGGACAGGCCGCGUACCACCGCAUGCGCUCAAAGCAGCAAAAAGAUGAGAGAGAUGGAAGCAGCGUCCCCAAGCAUGUGGCGGAUCGUGUUAUUGUCGAGGAUGUCGAUAUGGAGCGUGUUGCCCUGGAUAGGACACUUGGUAGACUUUGGAGAGGCUGGAAGAAACGCAUACGCUCCCCAAACGCAUCUAUUUCACACAGCGUUCGCCGAUCUUACUCUAGAGACUCGAUGCAAUCACGUCCUCACAGCCGAAGAGGCAGCCUCGCCCCAGAGCAACAAGUUCCCGAAAUCAACCAUAGAUUCCAGGACACUCCGAUCAACGAGCCCGAAGAGGAAGACGAGAACCACCCACAACCGACGGCAAACGACGAGGAACCCGUCCUUUUCGAAGCGACCAUCCCACUUCCAAUGGGCGAGGAUGAUGUUAGAGAAAUCGAGAUACCCGGAGUUGCAGAGCAGAGUGGAGAUGAGGCAGAUGAUGAGGUGGACGAGCCCAAGCAAUCUCGCCGCAAGAGCAUGAUGAUCUUCACAGCCAAUACCAAAGGUCUUCCUACACCGAUCAACUCACAACCCGCAACACCCGGUUUCCUUUCUCCCAAGUCGAGAAAGCGAUCCCACUCGAUGCCAUCUCCAGCGGCCUUGGCUUUUGCUUCGCCAAUGAAGAGACGCAAGUCAACCGACGAGGACGAAGAACCAGCCGUGGAACAAGACACGGAAUCCGAAAUCCCAGCACUUUCUGAAAACGUGUCGCAAGACUCCGAGGAUACCUAUGUCUUGGCCACCAAGGAGCCUUCCAAGGAGUCGAAGAUCGUAUCUCAAACCCCGAGAGAAUUGGAGCCUGAGAAGCCAUCUAAAUCAGAGACCGUCCCACACUCUAGAAAUGCGUCACAGAGUUCUCACAAGGGUGGAUUGAUUGCCGGAGUUGCUGCUGGCGCUGCUGCAAUCGGAGCUGCCGCUGUGGCAGGAAUUGCCGCAGUUAAACACCACGACAAAACCUCGAAAGUUACGAAAGAAGACGAAGAUGACAUUGAUCUGACAGAGUCAGCCGAAGAACCACAAAUCAUGACUUCAUCUCGUGUAUCGAUCGGCGAUAUCCUUGCUCUCGACACGAGUCGAACCCGAUCUUGCGACUCCAGUGCCCGUUCCGCGAGCGUUCGUUCUAAGCGAUCCGCCAGCGUGCACUCGAUCCGCUUGAUUGAGGUGAAUUCGCCUCGCAGCCCAAGCUCACGUCACGCAUCUGGUGAUCUUACUUCACGUCCUCCGAAUGUAAAGGGCGCUGAGGGUACAGAUGCAGCAGCUUCGCGUGGUACCAGCCCUGUCCAGAAGACACCAUCAGGCAGCCCCAUACUCAAGGCCCCAUCUCCUUUGAUCAACCAGGUCAGCAAGGACUCGGAGGCUUCUCUACCAGAAGUUGUUGAGCCUGAAAACCUGGGACUGGGAUUAGAUGGCGUCACCGUUCCUCGAUCUCUCCCGGUGCCAGUCCGCUCUCCCCUGCGCGAAAGCCCGAAGACCAAACUUACCUCGGAAGCAUUAUCUGUCCAGGAUACUCAGUUUGCUGCCACAUCACAGGGUUCUUAUGGUAACUCGGAAUUUGUUCUCGGCUCAGCACCUCGUCCAAAAUCUACACGCGACGCUGAUUCUCUCGCUGCCCCUAGCACACCAGCAUCUCUUCAACCACUAUGGACAAAUCAGGUGGGCUCGCCAGGCAGUGGAACUUCUUCCGCCCCACCCCUUACUCCUCUCCGUGAGAUGAUGGAAAACGCACCAGACACCUCGGACGAAGCUUCUUCUAUUGCUCCAAGCUAUUCCGAUGCCUCGGUUUUCCAGUCAGAUCUCCCGGCGGGAAGCUAUUCGGGACCAGGCAGGAAAGACGCCCACACCCGAAACCGAACGAAUGCAUCCGAUCGAUCGGUCGCCAGGUCCUCGCCACCACGCUCCCACCGUGAAGAAGACAUGGGCCCCAAGCCAGAGUUCCUCAACAAGUCAGCUCGACAGGGCUCGUCAAGCUCCUCCAUCAAGUCUUACAAGGUCCGACCUAUUCGCACGUCAGAGGAGAGCACUAGCGCCAUUGAGGACAAGGGACAGACUUUCGAGCAACUCAUCCGCAGCGAGACGACCCUUCAGUACACCCUGACCCCUUCCAAUAUGCGCGGUAUCGAUGACAUCCCUGAGAGCCCAUUGCUUCCAAGGCAAAGCAGCUUCGGACCACGAUCCACGCCACUUGGCUCGCCCAUGGUUGCCAGCUUCUUAGGUAGCAAUUCUGCAAGCUCGCCUAAAGUCUCAACAUUCCUUGGCAAUGGUAAAGAGGCCUCUGAUAUCCCGAAGUCACCUGUGGGCGGUACUCGUUUUGCUCCGAAGCCUGCUGUGAGAUCUGCUCCUCCUCCAAAGUCUGGGGCACGUGUCAGGCCAAACGCGCCACAGGCGAGAGAUGCCAAGAUUACGAGCGAGUCGAUCAGCGAUUUUGCGGACUUCAUUAGAUCUACUGGGCCGCCCCAGAGCCGUGAUGGCUACGCUGCUCAGCCACCACCGCGUCAAGCUAAUAUCUCGGCUCAUCGAAUCAGCGCCGCGUCUGUGCCAAUUGUCGUGGCCAAGUCUGUGGCUUCAACCGGAAACCGCAAUCGCCUUCAAGCUCGCGAUGCCGUGGUCCAAAGUGACAAUCUGUCGUCUUCAGAGCUGAUUGACUUCAUUCGUCAGGGACCACCGAGUGACAAAAGCCAUGACAACCCCAGGAUCCCUCGCACAGUCGCUCCAUUCCGCAGCACUAUGGACUCGGACCAAAUGUCAACGGCACUCUCUGGCAAUCGCCUCUCGACCCUCCCAGAGGGCCGCGACCCCCAGAUGAAUUUCUCCAUGGGCACAUCUAUGCACACCUCAACCACGGCCAAUUCUGGCUCCGCAAUGAAGAAGCCCUCCCUGCCACAGGCCCAUCUACCUGCAUUCGAUGAAGAGGACAUGAUGCCGAAGCGCAAGACUCACCGUGUCAAGGACCCCUAUGCUAUUGAUUACAGCGAUGAUGAGGAUGAUGACGACGAGUUCACCCUCCCCAAGGGUCCUCCCAAGCGCGUUGAAGAGUCGCUCAUCGACUUUCUGAAUAGCGUCCCUCCACCUGACACCUCCACCAUGAGCUCCAUCUUCGAUGAGCCUGCGCCUCCCCCGAAGAAGACAAUCAUGGCGCGCUUCUCGCGCUCCAACUCCACCGCCUCAUCCUCCUCCGCUUCAACUCGCAGCUCAGUGCUCACGCGCAACAACGCCCUCCCGCGCAACUCGUCCCUCCCGCAGCACCCCACCUCCUCCCCCAAGAAACACACCCCCAUCACUCCCUCCUACUCGACCACCCCGCCCCGCCCCCGCUCCAACUACGCCGCUCAGGUCACCCAGCAGCGCAAGCCGGGAUCGCGUGCCAGCCAGAAGCCAUCUCCUCGUGAGGCCACGCACUCUCGCAACACUCCUUCUUCUGACCUCGCGGACUUCCUCAUGAACACCCCGCCUCCACCAAGCUCGCAGCCUAUUGCGAAGGAGCAGGGCGGAUUCUCGCGUAUGUUCGGACGCAGGAACAAGGCUAUCUAAACAGCCAAGACAGGCAUGGGAAUACGAGCCGACGCCUUCAAACAUCUGCGGUGCUAUUGUUCUACUCACUAUUCUGAUUUUUUGUUUAUUACGACGCCUUCACUCACUACGGCGUUUUCUCUCUCAUAUUUGGGCCGGCGGCACGGGGCGAAAAAAACACAAAAUAUCCGCUCAGUGUUUUCGAGUCCUGGUCAAAACUGGCUACACUACUACUGCUACUACUAUUUUUACUGGACUUUCCUCGUACUCCGUUUUAUCGGCGCCUAAACUACUUGCUGCAUCCCCCCUGACGACUGGGACGAAACCAAAAAACUGGCUUGGCGUACUGAGAAAAACCUGCAAAUCGCAAUCGCUAUCGUUGUCUUAUUUUACUUUUUUUGCUACUACGACUACUACUUCUGCUAUCCUGCGUCUGUACUUUGCUAGAUACCGGACCCAGCUUGCUUCUGCUGUUAUUUGUUUUGCAGCUGGGCCUUACUUGCUUUUUUUGUUCGCGCUGUUUGGAUUCGAUUGGGGGUGGGUGGCAUGGAAGCGUUGGGUUUUUUUACUUUUUGUGUUUUUUGACUUCGGCUUUUGGCUUCGGCUUUUGGCUUUGGCUUUGGGAAAGUAAUACGGGGGGUGUACUUUUUGAGAAGAUGGGAUGGGGGGAGUGUGGAGGCGGAUGAUGGGGGAAGAGAUCAUUUGUGAACGAUGUUUUGAGUCUUGUUGGUGUGUGGAUACGAAUGUAUAUAUGAAAAUAAUGCAGUCAAGAAAUGGGGGAGUAGCGAAUAGCGACGAUUAAUUUGACACCACGAUUCUUAUA
This is a messenger RNA of Pseudogymnoascus verrucosus, 5696 nucleotides long. RefSeq lists its product as uncharacterized. The transcript has 3 exons. Lineage: Eukaryota; Fungi; Ascomycota; Leotiomycetes; Thelebolales; Thelebolaceae. Bases 584 to 4894 code for a protein of 1436 amino acids. The record is from RefSeq and is a predicted model, not a curated record.